Molecule: messenger RNA, 1426 nt
Organism: Lagopus leucura (white-tailed ptarmigan)
Lineage: Eukaryota; Metazoa; Chordata; Aves; Galliformes; Phasianidae
Gene: IFT52
Product: intraflagellar transport 52
Exons: 13
Coding region: 59-1366 (435 amino acids)
Biological process (GO): cilium assembly; intraciliary transport
Cellular component (GO): intraciliary transport particle B; centriole; cilium
Source: RefSeq, a predicted model, not a curated record
GCUGCUGCGCGUGCGCGGGCGGUCCGUUACCGGGCGACCGGGAGCCGUUGCGUGCGGUAUGGCGGAGUGCCCGCGGAACGCCAUCGUCUUCAACGCUUCCAAAGGGGAAGCCUUCUCUCCCGCCAACGACUACAAAGCCUGGCGUAAGAGGCUCCGAGGGAACUGGGAGAUCCUGAGCUUAAAAGAUGAGAUCACGUCUGAGAAGCUCCUCGGAGUGAAACUGUGGAUAACAGCUGGUCCAAGAGAAAAGUUCAGCGCUGCUGAGUUUUCGGUUCUGAAGAAAUUCCUGGAGGAUGGUGGAGCCAUCCUGGUGAUGCUCAGUGAAGGCGGCGAGUCCAGAUCUGGCACAAACAUCAACUUUCUGUUAGAAGAAUACGGGAUCGUUUUCAAUAACGAUGCUGUUGUACGAAAUGUGUAUUACAAGUACUUCCAUCCAAAAGAAGCACUGAUCUCUGAUGGAGUUUUGAAUAGGGGAAUCAGUGAAGCUGCAGGAAAAACAGGGCUUGAGACAACAGGUGAAGAUGGGAGCGGGCAUGACUCACAAGCUCUCACUUUUGUGUAUCCAUUUGGUGCCACACUAAAUGUGAUGAAACCAGCAGUGGCUGUUCUGUCAACAGGAUCCAUCUGCUUCCCCCUCAAGAGACCUGUCCUUGCGUUCUAUCAGCACGAGAGCCAAGGUGGAAAGAUGGCAGCACUGGGAUCUUGCCACAUGUUCAGCGAUCAAUACUUAGAUAAAGAAGAAAAUGGUAAGAUCCUGGAUGUGCUUUUCCAGUGGCUCACAACAUCAGAUAUUUGUUUAAACCAGACAGACAUGGAAGACCCUGAGAUUUCAGACUAUACCUUGCUCCCAAAUAUAGCUGCACUGUCUGAGCAACUGCGGGUCUGUCUGCAAGAAGGAGAUGAGAGCCCAAGAGACUUCACACAGCUGUUUGAUACGUCCCUGUAUGAGCUGGACACAACCGCCCUCCCUGCAGUUCUCAAAGCUUAUGAAGAGUUGAAUGUGAAGCAUGAACCUCUCCGACUCAUUGAGCCUCAAUUUGAGACUCCACUGCCUCCCUUGCAGCCAGCUGUUUUUCCACCUAUUUUCAGAGAAUUGCCUCCUCCUCCUCUGGAGCUGUUUGACUUGGAUGAAAUAUUUUCCUCUGAGAAAGCUCGUCUUGCAGAGAUUACAAACAAAUGUACUGAUGAUGACCUGGAGUUUUAUAUACGAAAGUGUGGCGAUAUCCUAGGAGUAACAAGUAAGCUCCCAAAGGAGAAGCAGGAUGCCAAACAUAUUCUGGAGUACGUCUUCUUCCAAGUGGUGGAAUUUAAGAAACGGAAUCAGCAACGUGAUACGGACGCAAGUGAAGCCCAGAAUGGUGACUGAGACCUGGCUUUCCCCGGGUGGAGAGGAUCUGUUAAAAAUAUACUUAGCAAUUUUCUUCAA